Messenger RNA from Rhagoletis pomonella (apple maggot), 1331 nucleotides. Its product is annotated as serine protease snake-like. Bases 231 to 1226 code for a protein of 331 amino acids. The transcript has 3 exons. NCBI's taxonomy places the organism in Eukaryota, Metazoa, Arthropoda, Insecta, Diptera, Tephritidae. Gene Ontology annotation, molecular function: serine-type endopeptidase activity. The record is from RefSeq and is a predicted model, not a curated record. Gene Ontology annotation, biological process: proteolysis.
AACACUUCCUACUCAAAACUUGAUAUGAAAACUUGUUAUGUCAGACGGUGAAAAGAUUCCCGUACAUAUGAAAACCGCGAUUAACAAUACAGCAACAGGCGGGGAAUCAACACACAAAUAAAUUUGCCUAUACAUUUGUAUACUUAUACAUAAAUAUUUCAUUCUGGGCUCUAACAAGUUAGAGAAUGUAGUUCGAGCUCAUCUUCAAUUCGAGCCCGCAGUUGCGAACAAUGCAUCAAAGAAAUUGGAUGGAAAGUAUGCAGCUCAGAAAUCUUUUUACAAGAGCAAUACUUUUCUUGCAUGUGCUUGAUAAUAAGUGGGCUUUCGUUAGGGGACAAGUCCAGCCAACAAUUGAAGUAAAAAAAUGCACUGAAGUGAAGCAACUUAUAUUCGAAGAGGUGCGAACUUUUAGCGCUUUCAUACAUGGCGCAGAAGAAUUAAGCUUUACGGUAGAUAAUUGCAAGCCGUAUGCACCGCUAAUAGUGGGUGGAACUCCAGCAAGCCCCAGGGAAUUUCCGCAUAUUGCACGAUUGGGUCGUGAGGAGAAAGAUAGAUCGAUAGAAUGGUUUUGUGGUGGGACAUUAGUAAGUGAUAAAUAUGUUUUAACUGCAGCGCAUUGCCUUUCAUCAAGCCGCGGUGAAGUGAAUGUAGUUCGCUUGGGCGAACUGGAGUUUGAAAAAGAAUCGGAUGACGCACAACCAGAAGAUAUUCGUGUUCGUCGCUACGUCGAACAUAAGAAUUAUGAAAGUGGCACCAUUUAUAAUGAUAUAGCUCUCAUUGAACUGGAUCGCGCUGUUAAUUUCGACGCAUAUAAACAUCCCGCCUGUUUGCCAACAACCUCAGGUGAUGAAUUUGAAAAAUUUGUCGCUAUCGGUUGGGGCAGUAUCCACUUCGCCGAUGCUGAUUCAAAGAAACUAUUAAAAGUGACUCUGCAUCGAUUCGAUUUCCACAGUUGUCAACGUAUAACAGAAUCUGGAGAUGUAGAUCAACUUCCCAGAGGAGUGGACAAUCGUUCGCAAAUAUGUGCUGGGUCAAAUGAAGCGAAAGACACUUGCAGUGGUGAUUCUGGUGGCCCAUUAUUGGCCUACCAUCCCAGUUUUCCAUGCAUGUAUACGAUAGUUGGUGUUACGUCUUUUGGUAUGGGCUGUGGUACACCCAAUCAACCGGGCGUUUAUACGCGUGUAUAUAACUUUAUUAAUUGGAUCCGUGACACUGUAUGGGCUUAGAAAAAAUAGCAAUAAAGAUAAUUGAGAAAAUAUUAAAGAUAUAAAAUCAAACACAGUUUUAAGUUUCAAACUAUGAGUAUCAAUUUAUUAUCGUCAUUGUCCUAG